Messenger RNA from Tachysurus vachellii, 3208 nucleotides. RefSeq names its product cadherin-related family member 5b (gene cdhr5b). The transcript is spliced from 15 exons. Gene Ontology annotation, molecular function: cadherin binding; calcium ion binding. NCBI's taxonomy places the organism in Eukaryota, Metazoa, Chordata, Actinopteri, Siluriformes, Bagridae. The record is from RefSeq and is a predicted model, not a curated record. Gene Ontology annotation, cellular component: catenin complex; membrane; adherens junction. Bases 82 to 2250 code for a protein of 722 amino acids. Gene Ontology annotation, biological process: cell morphogenesis; multicellular organism development; homophilic cell-cell adhesion.
GAAGCCUGCUUUCUCUCAUCAGCUAACAUGUUUAAUGUGCUGUGUGAAAGGCAACCUGAUCAAGCAGAAACCUCCUGAGCAAUGGAUCUAAAACAUCUUAUCUCACUCAAAAUACUUUUCUUUCUCCUGGCAGUGCUCAUCAUCAACACUUCUGCUCAGAUUUGUUCAGCCCCACCAGCAGUGGAAUUUAAGGAGAACAACACUAUUGGUGAAACAGUUACCACAAUAAGCAUUCAGGAAGGAGUCAGCCUUAAUAUUGCAGAAAAUCCCCACAAUGCCUUCGGAAUAAAUGGCUCUUUGCUCGUGGCAAACAUAGUACUGGACUAUGAGAUUCUGCCAGUUGGUGGAGGCCUGACCAUUGAAAUAAUCUGUAUGAAGAAUGGGUCAGAUCCGUUGAAUAUACGGGUAUUUGUGUUUGUGAUAAACAUCAACGACAACCCUCCAGUUUUUGCACAAAACUUGUACACUCUGAAAGUUGAUGAGCUUUCUAAAGUUGGUACACCAGUGGGCACAAUUGUUGCUACAGACCUUGAUAAAGACAGACUGUACUACCGUCUGGAAUCUCCAAUGGGAGAAUUUGGACUGCAGACAGAUUUUAAUCCAGAAAUUCUGGUGAAGAAGGUUCUGGAUUAUGAUACUGUUAAAGAAGUUACUCUGAACCUCAUUGCUCAGGACACAGCCUUAUCUUCAACAGAAACAAUAUCUCAUACCGCCAAAACCACCGUCAUCGUCAUUAUCGUAGACAUCAAUAAUCGACCACCAUGGUUUCAGCCUUGCACAGAGUUCGAUAAUGGAGCAACCAGAAUCUGCCUCAGCUCGGGAUACACAGGGAAUGUCAAAUUAAAUGAACAAACGGCAGGUGCGUUGACCUUGAAGCCUGGUCCAGUGUAUGCCACUGAUGGUGACAAAGGAAGGAAUGAACCAAUCAGAUACACAAUUAUUGAAGGAAAUAUAAAUGAGGCAUUCAUUAUUAAUCAACAAAGUGGAAAUAUUACAAUGCAGAAGCCAGUGAGCGUAGCAGGAAACAUCAAACUGACAGUCAUGGCAUACGAGUUGGAGAACCGUGACCAGUUUGUAACCACAACUGUUACACUACAAGUUGUAACAAGCAGCAAGCACCCACCACAGUUUGUCAAACCCAAAUAUGAGGGUUUCAUCUCAGAGGAUGUAGGUGUCGGCAGCCUAGUACUGGAAAGCAUGUCCACAAACAUUCCACUACAGCUUCAAGCCACAGAUGCAGACUUCUCUGAUGGAGUAAAUCCUGAUAUUAAAUUUGAGAUUCCUGCAGACAGCGACUUUAACAUCACUCCAGAAGGCUUUAUAAUCAUGAGAAGAGCAGCUUCUCCUGGCAAUGUGAAUUUGCAAAUAAGUGUAGUUGAUGUCACAAAUGGUGAAUCCAGCACAGCAUCUCUCUCAGUAGAAGUCACAGCAGGAGUCACUACGGACAUGCCUACCACAACCAAUAGCCCUACUUCCACAGCCAUGAAUACAACCAUGGCUACAAGUACUUCCAAAACCACUGACAUGGCUAUAGAUAUUACCACAGAUAUAGUUACACAGCUAACCUCCAGUCCUUACACAGAAGGGGUGCCAUUACCAUCAGGAGACUUCAGGACAGAGGACAUGAUAGCUCUGGGGGUGAGUCUGGCUGUAGCGCUACUGCUCUGCUUUGUGGUUAUUGGUUUUCUGGCCUACACUCUCAGACGCUUCAAGUCAGACUGGAAGAAGUUAUCUGAAGCCAGCAUUUUCCAGAGCUCGCUGAGCAGAGGUUCCGGUGGCCCUAAAGAUGGAGUGCAGUACACCAAUGAGGACUUUCAGGGUGAUGAAGACAUGGACAGUGUGACUUCGAAGGAGGCAGCAGAGUUGCCGUUGCCACGAGGCCCGGAGCUAAGCCGCAGCAUUCCGGAGACGCAGCACAGUGUUCCAAUCAAGAGCAGCGAUGACAUCUCCACUCUUCCUACAGACUCCAGCAGCCAAAAUGCCUUAGACAACACAGAUAAUGAGAAAGAGGUGAAACCCAUUCUCACCAAGGAGCGGCGCAUGGAAGAGGGCUACAAAGCCGUGUGGUUUAAGGAAGACGUCAACCCUAAUGACAAGGAGGAAGUGGUAAUUUCUGAGAGAGACCAGAACUUUAACCAUGACGAUGAUGAUUCUGAUUAUGAUUUCGAUGAGGAGAAUGUUGUUGUUGAUGAUGAUGAUGAUGAUGAUGAGGAGGAGAAGGAAAAUGAUUCUAAUUUUGCUAAAUUAUAGCAGGAUAUUAGUGUGAAUAUUUUCAUAUAUUUUGAAUUUAUUACUACAUUUUGUUAAUUUUUGAAGCAUGCCUUUCCAUUUAAAUUACAUAAAUCAUUCUGCAUCAUGCAAUAUGUACUUUUUGCAAAAAUAACUGUCUAACAAAAUAAUAUAAGAGUUUGAAAUAGAGACAGUGAUUUAAGACAUUCCUACAUGCCAUCAAACAGAAGAACGUGACUUACUGAAUCUUUACUGAAUGUAUAAUUGCUUAGCAGCAUUUCAUUGUGUUUAUAUGAUAAGAUACACUGAUGUUGAGUUGUUUGGUACAGAAAUUGAGUGCCCUUUAGCCACUAACCAUAAAACUGAUAUCCAAUAAUAAUAAAUGACUUAUCUAAUAGAAAAUGACCUUUAAUCAUUUUGCAUGAGAAGCUUUAUGGGUUUUUUUAUUCCUUAUUGAUUUUAAUCCACUCUGAUGAGGUUACUUAAAGCGGUAAGUCGACAUAUUUUCAUAUACAUGUAAUAUGUAAUAAUAACUGGCAUUAAAUCAGCUAUUGAUUAGGAGACAAAACCCUCUUUUUUCUCCUCAGACCCCAGCAGACCAGCACAGUUGUAGCUGAUAGAUUCACACUUUCUUUUUUAAGCUAAUUAGAAAACAACAGACCGCCUGAGAAUGCUCUGGGUGUUCUGUGUCAUAAUAAUGAAGGCAAAUGAUGAGGGGAAAAUGGAAUCAAUUACAUUUACAAACAGCAGUUAAUGAAACAGAAAUUGUUCAUUAGCCUGAACAGCACAAAUCUAACAUGUUAUUGUUUGAAUGUUUAUCUAUGAGCCUGCUAAAUUAUAUAUAAUCUAAUUUUACUUGUUUUGCUUUAAAAGAAAUCUGUCUGAAAGUAACCUAGCCAAUUCUGUAUCCAAGUUGCGGUGACAAAUCAUGUUUAUUUAUUCUGGUAAAUAAAGUGUUCAGAAAUGCUCAACACCAAAA